Molecule: messenger RNA, 1521 nt
Organism: Fusarium proliferatum ET1
Lineage: Eukaryota; Fungi; Ascomycota; Sordariomycetes; Hypocreales; Nectriaceae
Exons: 4
Coding region: 1-1521 (506 amino acids)
Biological process (GO): transmembrane transport; carboxylic acid transport
Cellular component (GO): plasma membrane
Molecular function (GO): carboxylic acid transmembrane transporter activity
Source: RefSeq, a predicted model, not a curated record
AUGUCGGCUCUUGAGAUCACACCCGCAACGGCGGGUCAUGACCUUGACGACACAAAGAAGGCCAGGGUAGAAGACAUCCAAGAUAUCGAGAUCGGGGAUGUCAGGAAGCCAGAUCUGUACAGCAAGGUCUCGGUGUAUCUGACCAUGGUCUUCUCCGGUCUUGCCCUGGGAUCAGAUGGCUACAAUGCUGCUGUGAUCGGCAACCUCGAGCUCCUCUUCGCAACCCUCUAUCCCGAAGCCCUAACAUCAACAAUGCGAUCCCGCCUCUCCAACGCCUUUCUUAUCGGCAUGAUUGUCGGUAUGAUAGGUUUUGGCGUGGUAGUAGACCAACUGGGUCGCAAAACCGGCGCCGUCAUGACAACGCUUAUCCUCCUUCUCGGUAUCGCCUUGAGCGCUGGCGCAAGCGGGUUGACCACAACCGGGCUGAUGUGGAUGCUCGUCAUCGCCCGUGGAAUAGCUGGCGUCGGUGCUGGAGGAGAAUAUCCCGUGUCAGGCGCUGGUGCAAUGGAAGCCUCUGAUGAAGAUGGCCAGUUUCGCAAAUCGAGAGGGUUCAUGUUUGCCAUGGUAGCUGAUCUCUCUGCUGGGCUGGGAUAUACUUUCGGUGCGCUCGUUCCAUUGCUGUUACUGCUCUGUGUACAUCAGAGAACGGAUCGAUAUGAGACUGUCUGGAGAGUUGCACUUGCUCUGGGCGCUGUCCCGCCACUGUCUAUCUUCUGGUUCCGAUUGAGGAUGAGGGUAUCGACCGCAUACCGAAAUUCAGCUCUUCGGAAACAAAGGACGCCGUACUUCCUAAUCUUCAAGAAGUACUGGAGACGUAUCAUUGGCGCGGCUUUGAGCUGGUUCCUGUAUAACUGGAUCUCGAUUCCCUUUGGCAUCUUCAGCUCUGUUAUCAUCUCAAGAGUAAAUGCUUCGAACUCGCUUGUCCAGAACCUCGGCUGGGGAGCGUUGAUUAAUAGUUUCUACCUCCCGGGUCCUUUCAUUGGAGGAUACCUGUCUGAUAAGAUUGGAAGAAGAAAGACCAUGGCUUUGGGCUACACUCUUCAGGCUGUUCUCGGCUUCGUGCUUGGUGGUGCGAAUGAGCAGAUUCAGAAAGUGUUCCCGCUAUUCGUGGUUCUAUAUGGCAUCUUCCUCACUCUAGGUGAAGUCGGCCCUGGAAGUACUGUUGUCAUUGUGGCGACUGAGCCAUUCCCAACUUCUGUUCGAGGACAUGCCCUCGGUUUCAUCUCUGCAUGGUCAAAAGCUGGUGCUGCCAUCGGUACUCAGGUUUUCACUGCCAUCCUCAGCUCAUACACCGAUACCGUCAAGGGUAAUCAGGUGGUCUUCUUGAUUGGCUCAGCUUUCGCAGUUCUGGGUGCACUUAAUGCAUGGUUCGUUGUCCAAGAUGGCGAGAAGCAUCUAGAAAAAGAGGAUCAGAUCUGGAAGAAUUAUCUCGAGGAGAAUGGAUGGGAUGCCAGUUGGGGUGACCAUCAGACACAAGAUCCUAUUGGAACAUUGAAGGAUGAGCUCAAGCCAACAUCCUGA